UUGAAAGAUAUGCUGUGAUCUUGGUCGUAUUGAAAUUGAUAUUCAGUUAAGCGUCCAAAAAAAACAGGUAGCAGGGUAAAAUGUAAAUUGUUAAAAUGAUAAAUUGUGUAUUUUAAAUAAAUAUUGAAACACAGAAAUGUUGUUAGUGUGCAAAUAAGUAUAAUGGUCAAAUAUGAGCAAGUUAAAAAAAGUAAAAUAUGAUUUAACCCAUUUGUGAAUGUUUACAAUUAUGUUGAAAAUACUUCUACAUGGGUUUACAGUGUUUCUAUGUUCUUUGUAUGGUGCCACGCUAAAUAGUACCGUUCUAUAUCAAGCGCCAGAUGAAUGUAGUUGGAUUGGAUCUGAUAACAGCGAUAUAACUCUAAUUUGUCAUUUACGUACCAUCAAUUCAGAACUAGAGAACACCAAUUUUAGUGUUAUUCAAUCGCAAAACACAAGGCGACUUCGGCUUAUGUGCAAUGAUGAUCUCUUCUUACAAAGCAGUCUUAACACUGACAGCUUUCAUUCGCUGGUAGAUUUAAGAGAUUUGACAAUAGAAUACUGUAAAUUUGGCCAAUUGACGCAAGCUUCAUUCCGUGGAUUAUACAACCUACGUAAUCUUACUAUAAGAACGCAUAAUGUUGAUUGGUCGACAAUGUCGUUGAAUAUUUCAUCAAAUAGCUUUAACGAAUUUCGACAACUAGAUCAUUUAGAUUUAAGCUUCAAUAAUAUCAGAUUUAUACCAGAUGGUAUGGUUUGUCCAUUAAAAGUAUUGAAAUAUCUGAACAUGUCUUUUAAUGAAAUUAAAGAUCUAAGUAGUUUUCGGUUUAGUGCAUCUAUAACAUCACGUAAAUUCCAUAUUUGCGGCUCAUCUUUAAUUUCUUUGGAUGUGAGUUCUAAUAAAAUUUCAAUUUUUCCAUCAGCUAUACUUUCUGGACUCUCUUUCUUAAAGUACUUAAAUUUAUCAAGAAAUAAUAUAAAUUUUGUCGCUGAUCGCGCUUUUGAAGCAUUAUUUUCGCUCUCAGUUUUGGAUUUAUCUGAUAAUCAUUUAACAUCACUUCCUCCAGAACUAUUUGCAGAAACCAAACUUAUGAAAGAAUUAUAUGUAAAAAAUAACAGUAUUAACAUUUUAGCCCCGGGCUUAUUCAAUCACUUACACGAACUGCGUUUGCUAGAUUUAUCGAUGAACUCUCUUAAUUCACAGUGGGUGAACCCAGAAACAUUCAUUGGAUUGCGCCAAUUGAUAUUACUAGAUUUGUCAUAUAAUCGAAUUAAUAAACUGGAAUCUAACAUAUUUCAAUCGUUAUUAAGCUUAGAAACAUUGAAAUUGCAGAACAACUAUAUUAGCAAUAUCGAUCGCAAAUCGUUUUUGAAUUUAAAAAACCUACGUACACUUAUUUUGUCCAAUAAUCGCAUUUCUUUAAUUGAGGAUUUUACAUUCCACGGAUUAUUUGGAUUGUUGGUAUUAAGUCUUGAUUACAAUUUAAUAUCUGAAAUUGACUUACAAUCUUUUAAAAAUUGUUCUGCAAUUCAGGACUUGCAUUUAAACAGUAACAAAUUAUCCAGUAUUCCGGAUGCAUUGCACAGUGUUCAACAGCUUAGGACUUUGGAUUUGGGUGAAAACUUCAUAACAAAUAUUGAGAACACUUCAAUAUCAACAAUGAAAAAUUUGUUUGGUUUACGUCUAACAGAGAAUUCAAUAAAUUACGUAAGAUGUGGUGCAUUUCGUCAUAUGACUUCGCUGCAAAUAUUGAAUUUAUCUGGUAAUAAAAUUACAGAUAUUGAAACAUGCGCUUUACAACAUAAUAAAGAAUUACAAGCAGUUCGGUUGGAUAGUAAUUACUUAAGACAUGCGACAGAGGUGUUUGUUGAUUUGCCCAAUUUAGUAUGGCUGAAUAUGUCAGAUAAUCUCCUAGAAAACUUUGACUACUCUUUGAUAUCAAAAGGAUUGCAGUGGUUAGAUGUGCGUGCAAAUAGAAUUAAUCAUUUAGGAAACUAUUUGCAAAUAGAAACCGAAUUUGGUUUGAGCACAUUUCAUGGUGGUUAUAAUAUGCUCACAGAAAUUAAUGCAAGCUCAAUCCCGCUUAAUAUAGAAAUUCUUUAUUUAAAUGACAACUUAAUUUCUACAAUUCAGCCAUAUACGUUUUUUAGAAAACAAAAUCUUAUGCGAGUAUAUCUAAUUCGUAAUAAACUAACUACACUUGAUCCAAACACGUUUCGUCUAUCUCCAGUGUCAAUCGAAAAAGAAAUGCCACAAUUUUAUGUGAGCGGCAAUCCAAUUAAUUGUAAUUGUGAUCUUGAUUGGAUACAAAAAAUUAAUAAAGACUCUCGAACGCAACCAGAUUUGGUUGACUUAGAUAAUAUCUACUGCAAACUUAAGUACGCUGGAGGAAUUACGGUGCCUCUAACUGAGGUGCAAACAACUCAACUUCUAUGCAAAUAUGAAAGUCAUUGCUUUGCAUUAUGUCAUUGCUGUGAUUAUCGUGCAUGUGAUUGUAAAAUGGAAUGUCCUAAUCGUUGCUCAUGUUUCCAUGAUACGUCUUGGAUUUUAAACAUGGUAGACUGUUCCCAGUCGAGAUACGACCAUGAUUUACCACCGCUUAUUCCGAUGGAUACUACGCAGCUCUAUUUAGAUGGCAAUGACUUUAAAGUAUUAUCUAGUCAUGCAUUCAUAGGACGCAAGCGAUUAAGGGUUCUUUAUUUAAAUAGAUCUUGUAUAGAAACUAUACAUAAUCGCACAUUUAACGGAUUAUUGAAUUUAGAAGUAUUGCAAUUGAGCCACAACGAUUUAAAACACUUAAACGGAGACGAAUUUCAAGGUCUGAAUAACUUGCAAGAACUUUAUUUGGAGUACAAUGCUAUUGUUAGUAUUGAUAUCAGAACUUUUACUCGCUUAUAUAAUUUAAAAAUUUUGCGACUUGAUCAUAAUUUUAUUGCUGAGUUUGCUAUCUGGAAUUUUCUUCCUCCUUAUAUAAUUGAUAUUUGGAUCUCAGAGAAUCGUUGGACAUGCAAAUGUGAUUUUAUAACUAAAUUGCGUGAUUUUAUCGAGCGUAAACCAAUAGUAAAGGACAAAUAUUUACUCUACUGCAGUUCAUAUCCAGAUAAUACUACGAACAACUUUAGCCAAUCACAUCCAGAGAAGUUUAAAAUUUAUUAUGACAGUGAGUCUCAACAUGAUAGAAAAAUAAAUUAUGUGAUUUGCAAUGGAAGCAAUAGUGAUGAAAUGUUUACUAAUGUUUUUUAUAAUAAACAGUUUAUUGGCAAUGUUAUUUUCAGUGAUGAUACAAACGCUACAAGAAUGAUCCUAUCACAGUCGUCCUUGCAAUAUUUUGUUCCAACGCUUGUAACUCUGCUGACUUUGUGUAUUUUAAUUACCAUAAUCAUAUUAUUUGUGUUUAUUUUUCGUCAGGAAAUACGUGUCUGGUUUCAUUCGAGGUUUGGUGUGCGUCUUUUUAACAAAUUAAAAGAUACGGAUAAAAACGAACGUGAGAAACUUUUUGAUGCAUUUGUUUCCUAUAGUUUCAAAGAUGAGACUUUUAUUAGGGAUGUAUUCGCACCCAUGCUGGAGCAAGGCGAUGCAGGUUAUAAACUCUGUCUACACCAUCGUGAUUUUCCAAUUGGUACCUAUACUACUAACACAAUUGUACAAACGAUCAAUACUUCAAGGCGUACAAUCAUGAUUCUAUCGGAGAACUAUAUAAAGUCUGAAUGGUGCAACUUCGAAUUCAAAUCAGCACAUCAAUCUGUUUUUCGUGACCGUCGUCGUCGCCUAAUAGUUGUUUUAUUAGGAAAUGUUGUACAAAGAGAUCUUGAUCCUGAUUUGUGUCUUUAUCUUAAAACAAACAUUUUUCUUAAAUGGGGUGACAAACUUUUUUGGGAAAAACUACGUUUUGCUUUACCUGAUGUACCAAAAAAUCAACGACGCACAUGUAACCAAAAUUCUCAGUGCACCAAUGUUGGUAUGCAUAUUCCUAUUAUGGAAAAUCAUUCUUAUUUACAGAAUUAUCAAAUGAAUCACUUAAGAUCGGAUGUGCAGUUCCCACAACAUGAUUUUCACCAUGGAAAGCCACUUUAACAUCAAUUUUCAAUACUACAGUAUUAUUGCUGAACAGCAACCAGCAAAUGUUAUAUUAAUUGAGCUCAAAAACAGAUUGUAAAGGUUUUACUCAACAGUAGUCGUUUCAAUGUGACAUACAACAAGAAAGCUUACUACCCUUCAUAAAUGAACAUAACGUACAACAACAUAAUAUCUAUUUGAGAUCCAAAUCUAUUAGUCCAAUGUCUAGAAAAUCAGUACUUGAACCGUCUUGACUUUUUAUUAUUUGCGUUAACUUUACAAUUCGGUUUAACAUCAAUUCCAAAAAACAAUAAUCUUUUAAAUUAAUUUUUAUUGUAUAAAAUUAUUCGAAAUUUCUUAUUAAUUAGAAAAAAAAAUUGUUUUUUAAAUUUUAUUUUGCCCUUGAAAAACACAAAAAAUGUACUUCAACAAACAGCAAGUAACCGCAAUGUUAACCACAGUAACCACAAAGCAAGUAAAACAAUAUUAAAUGUAAAAUUUGUAUUUGUAUUAAUUAAUGUAUUAAUUAAUGUA
Teleopsis dalmanni is the source of this 4570-nucleotide messenger RNA. It is a transcript of the gene Tollo, whose product is annotated as toll-like receptor Tollo. Bases 218 to 4054 code for a protein of 1278 amino acids. Gene Ontology annotation, molecular function: protein binding. Lineage: Eukaryota; Metazoa; Arthropoda; Insecta; Diptera; Diopsidae. Gene Ontology annotation, biological process: signal transduction. The transcript has a single exon. Gene Ontology annotation, cellular component: plasma membrane. The record is from RefSeq and is a predicted model, not a curated record.